UGUAAUAUAUUCGUCAAAGAAGGUUAAGGUUAUUCUCCUCUAUUCUGAUCCAAUUUCUGUAAUAUCAUCCAUGGCAUUAUCCGAAGAAACGAUGCCGAAAUGCUCAGAAGACCUGAGUGCUUACGAAUCCGCUUGGGAAGACCACCCAGAGCUCAAAUCCUUAUAUUAUUCGCUUGAGCAGCCAACCAUCACAGUGAUAAACUCCCUUACUGCUGGAGCCGAAACUGGAUUUUUUUCCCAACACGCAGUACGCAUGGAGGUCUCCAAGAACCUAUUUGAAGUUACGCAAGAUUUGAAAAAUUUUACUUAUCAAAGCGACAACUUAGCUCUAAAAAGUAUGGGAAGAGCCUAUUUUAAAAAUAUCCUGACCAUUUUUGAGUUUUUCGAUAAUGUAAUGGAUCGCGUGGAGAAAGCAGAAAUGGGCCAACUUUUCCUCCUAGAGGCCGUGGCUCAGUUUGACAAAGAGUCGGGAGAAAACGAUUUUGGUGGAAAAAGGAAGAGGUAUUUAAACACCUUGAAGGAGCUGAAGUACUUUAAAGCCAUGGGAGAUCCUUUUGAUGGCCUAGUGCUCACGCCUCACUACGAGUUCCACCGGGUCCAGGAUGUUCAGCUGCUCCUUUUGCAAGACUCGCUCCCCAUCGUAUCUGAUUUAGUCCACCAGCUACAAAAAAGGAUCUUGUCUCUUAUGCAAAACGUGAAUGAAGCUAUUAAGGAUGAGGAGGACAUGAAAACUGCCCUCAACUCAAUCAGGGAGAAAGUAACUACAUUAACAGAGACAAUCAAGGAGGUUGGUGAUACUGUGGCUGAUCGUAGCAAACUGAUCCUUGAGGCGAGAUUUAACUUUCUCAAACAGAUCGACGAUUUGUUCAACGCAAGGUUGAAGGCAAAGAUCAACGGUUCUGGAAAAUAGCAUCGCGGUCAAACGUUAUGAAUGUUUGUUAUUCAAGAGUCAACUUCCAUAUUUUCUAUGUUUUAAUAAUUAGUAUGAGGGGUUUACAGCCCAUCGUACCUUUUUACUUUACUUUGUAACGUUGACCAUCCGAGAGGAUUGGUUAAUAUGUACCUCUAUCCCCUAUGUAUUUUAUAAUUAAUCCUUUGAAAUAAAAGUUUGUUGUUUUGUUUUUA
Molecule: messenger RNA, 1125 nt
Organism: Camelina sativa (false flax)
Lineage: Eukaryota; Viridiplantae; Streptophyta; Magnoliopsida; Brassicales; Brassicaceae
Product: UPF0496 protein At3g28270-like
Source: RefSeq, a predicted model, not a curated record